AUGAUGAAUAAUGGUAAUGGUUUUCAGCAGCAUCAUGUUCGACGAUCUAAAAGACUACAACAAAAACAUCGUAAUGAUAAUAAAUUAUUACUACAACUCCCGGAGGAGGUUUUAACCGAUGAGAUACUCAUCCGGUUACCGGCCAAACAGCUUGCUCGAAUGAGGUGUGUUUCUAAACCCUUUAAUGGCUAUAUAUCUCAACCUCGCUUUAUUAAGUCUCAUCUUGAUCGUAAUUUAGUCCGUAACAACAGCAAAGAUAAUGAAAUCCUUUUGGUCAUAAACCCCAAUACUGUGUUCACAAAACGAGUUCAGGUAACAGCACACCCCUCUCGAUCCCCUGAUAUCCAACUCAAUGAUCUUAUUAAGCUGCCCCCCGAUUUCCCAUGUCCUAACUCCGAAUGGAAGGUUUUAGGUUCUGUUCACGGCUUAAUAUGUUUUACAUGCGGAUUUGAUUAUCAAUGUUUCGAUAUAUACAUCUGGAACCCUUCUCUAUUGGCUUUAAUGCGUCUCCCAAACUUUACUAGCCCCUCUAGAACUCAUGAGGAUCUCUCGUAUAAAAUCCAGUUUGGUUAUGAUCCCAAAUCUGAUGAUUACAAAGUUGUUAAGCUUAUGGACCAUUGUGAACCCGAAAUGCAAGUUGAGGUGUACAGUAUGAGAAAAGGGACAUGGCAAUUCAUAUCCGAACGCUUUCCCUCUAGAGCUCAUCCGGUUGAUUGUGGAAACAAAGUCAUAGCUGGUUGUCAUGAUGGACAUGUUUAUCGAUGGGGUAUAUCUUUUGAAUUUGAGAUGUGGGUAAUCAAUGAGCCUGAAUCUUGGGUGAAAGUGAAACACUCUGCGUUAUCACACUUUACUUGUAAUAUAAAACCUAUGGGAUUCACACCUAAUAAUGAAUUUAUUUACAGUGCUGGUAAUUGUGAUCCUUUAGCCUUGUAUGAUCCGGAUACAUCCAAGGUUAAAAACUUUGAGGUUUGUCGCUUUUUUUGGGAAACCAAUAUAGUUCAGUAUGUGGAUAGUCUGGUUUGGAUAAGGCCCCCUAAGAAGCAUGGUAACACCUCUUGUGUUGCAUCUGGCCGGCUUCGGGUGAGAUCUUGA
Molecule: messenger RNA, 1092 nt
Organism: Erigeron canadensis
Lineage: Eukaryota; Viridiplantae; Streptophyta; Magnoliopsida; Asterales; Asteraceae
Product: F-box/kelch-repeat protein At3g06240-like
Exons: 1
Coding region: 1-1092 (363 amino acids)
Molecular function (GO): protein binding
Source: RefSeq, a predicted model, not a curated record